UAUAACAAAACUUCAUGUGUUGAGUUCCCAUUUGAGGUUAUUUUCUGUUAUUGUAUUAAAAUAAAUAAAUUAAAUAAAUCUGAGAGAUGUCGUUGCCUCCAGCGAGCGGUACUGGCAGAUAUUUUGCUAGAGCUGCCAAAUCUAUACGACUGAUCCGUCAGGGAUGUACAAACAGACCUUUCUUUCAUAUUUCUGUUACUCAUCGAAGGCGAUUGAACAGUCAGCCAGUGAUUGAACAACUAGGAUCUUACGAUCCCAUGCCGAACAUAAACAAUGAGAAGCUGGUAGCUUUGAAUUUGGAACGAAUAAAAUACUGGCUAGGCCAAGGUGCUCAUGUUACAAAUCCUGUUGCUGAACUUCUUGGACUAUCUGGUUUCUUCCCCAUCCACCCUCGCUCCUACAUGACAGCUUGGCGAAACAGAAGGACAGAGAGAGAGAACCUAGCCAAGUUAGAGGAGCAGAAAGCUAAAGAGGCCACCACAGCAUCAUAACACCUUAAUUUAUUUAUAUCUUAGUUUAUGUAGAUUAUAGUGAAAUAAAUGUUAUUGUAAAUUGUG
Messenger RNA from Spodoptera frugiperda (fall armyworm), 557 nucleotides. RefSeq names its product probable 28S ribosomal protein S16, mitochondrial (gene mRpS16). Lineage: Eukaryota; Metazoa; Arthropoda; Insecta; Lepidoptera; Noctuidae. The transcript is spliced from 3 exons. Gene Ontology annotation, biological process: mitochondrial translation. The coding region runs from base 87 to 491 and encodes 134 amino acids. The record is from RefSeq and is a predicted model, not a curated record. Gene Ontology annotation, cellular component: mitochondrial small ribosomal subunit; ribosome. Gene Ontology annotation, molecular function: structural constituent of ribosome.